This is a messenger RNA of Racocetra persica, 894 nucleotides long. Lineage: Eukaryota; Fungi; Glomeromycota; Glomeromycetes; Diversisporales; Gigasporaceae. The record is from the annotation of a GenBank genome assembly.
CAUGCUGAUUAUUACGAAGAAGUUUUAACUGAUUAUCGUGCAAAAUGUCCUAAAUUACAUGAACUCAAAAAAGCUAUGCGUCGACAAAAUAAUCGAAUACAAUCAAAAUUAUUUCGAGGAAUUCUCCCAACUAUAGAAAAAUGGGAACAUCUCAAAAAGGAAUGGACUCCCUCAGAUCGCAUAUUAUCAGCACAUAUACUUUCCCGGAGAAUUGCUUCCCAAAAAUGUUUAGAACUUCAUCAAAUAAAAUAUCCUGAAAUUCCAAUCCCAUUAAUUUAUAGGCCAAGAGAUGGACGCAAACAAAACUGCCUUGUCCAGAUCCCUGGCCUAUCUGAAAAGAAGGAGUUAGUAAAAAAUGACAUAGUAUACUUAUCCUUAAAUACACUUCCUGACAAAUUCUUAAAAGAUAUGUUGGCGGAUAAAAAAGUCAUAGAUUGGGAACUUGGAUAUGCUAUGACUAUUCAUACUAGUCAGGGGAUGACUCUUAAGUCACCACAGCGUGUUUGGAUUAUUGAUGAAAACUUAGCCUGGGAUAAUCUAAUAUAUUUGGCAGUUGGUCGUGUGGAAUAUUUAAACCAACUCAUUCGGGUUGAAGCGCCUCCAUUACCUCCUGAAAUUGCCCAAGAGAUUGAGGAGGCAAAAAAGAAAAGACAGCUAAAGCACAAAUUGAGACCGUCUAUUCAGGAAAAACUUAUCGGAUAUAUAGGCCAGGACAAAGAAAAAGGUCGUAAAUUUGAUCUAACAGUUGACUAUAUCCUCACAUUAAAAUGUAUUCAAGAAGACAAAUACGCAUCAUGUCUCAUCGAAAUGAAAUUCGAAUGGGAUCAGCCAGGAGAUAUACUUCAGUGGACAGUAGAUCGAAUUCACAAUAGUUUGGGGCAUAUUAAAGGGAAU